Corythoichthys intestinalis (scribbled pipefish) is the source of this 2084-nucleotide messenger RNA. It is a transcript of the gene tlcd5a, whose product is annotated as TLC domain containing 5a. The transcript has 3 exons. The record is from RefSeq and is a predicted model, not a curated record. Gene Ontology annotation, cellular component: membrane. The coding region runs from base 325 to 1041 and encodes 238 amino acids. NCBI's taxonomy places the organism in Eukaryota, Metazoa, Chordata, Actinopteri, Syngnathiformes, Syngnathidae.
ACGAAAACCGAAGUACCGUUAGCCCUUCCUAGCCAUUAAGCAGUCGUGCAGGGAAGUGUACAAAGAUGUGUUGCUUAAAAAUAGAAUAAACACGUGAAAAAAUGCGAGUUUAAAUAUUUUUAAUGUCCAGUAGCUCGUCAUAGUACAGAUAAUAGGGCAUUUCGCUUAAUGCGUGCGUUUUAUGCCCAUGAAGAGGAGCUUUAGCCUUAACAUGAUGGAGAGUUGAUGGAGGACAACGACUACAAGCUGAAAUCAAUUUUAAGUGAUAUCAUUGGGGGAAAAUAUCUGGAGUCACGUUCACAUGUGUGCCGUUAAGAGGAGAACAUGGUCAUAUUUGGCGCCCUUCUGAGCCUCGCUGGCUGGGCGUCGCUCUACUUUGCCCUGUGUCACCUCAACAGCCAUCGAAGCUGCGAGUGGAACUGCCGCCUCGUCACCUUGCUCCACGGCAUCCUGGCAGUCAGUGUCACGGCCUACAUAGGCUAUGUGGAUGGGCCAUGGCCCUUCACUUACCCAGGUACAAAGAACACACCUUUGCAGAUAAGCGCCAUGUUGCUGAGCCUGGGCUACUUUGUCUUUGACAUGGCUUGGUGCGUCUACUUCCGCACUGAAGGAGCCGUCAUGCUGGCCCACCACAGCAUGAGCAUCCUAGGAAUCCUUCUCACUCUGUGGCUGGGCGAGUCUGGCAUCGAGGGCUGUGCUGUUCUGUUUGGCAGUGAGAUCACCAAUCCCCUGCUACAGGCACGCUGGUUCCUCAAGCAGACGGGACGUUACGGCACACCCCUUGCGCACACUGUGGACGUGCUGUUUGUGCUCCUCUUCGUGCUAAUGCGGAUCUUUGUGGGAGGUACAAUGCUGUACUGUGAGCUGAUCUCGCCAAGACCCAGAUUCUUCAUCAAGUGCGGAGGCGUGGCUAUGUACGCGCUAUCCUGGGUUUUCAUGGUGGACAUUGUUCGAUUUGCUGUCCGCAAGAGCAAGAGUUGGCAGAACCAUCGGAAGGAACGACAAGAGGCCACAAAUGGUCACAAAGGAAAGAUUGACUGAGUGCAGACCACAGAAAUGACUUUAGUGUAAUUGACAUGAAGAUAUAAAGUAGGAGCAAAAAAAUGCUUUCUGCAGUCAUCAAAACUGAACACUUUGGUUGUUGUGUAAAUGGUUUAAUAGACAAAACAGGAGGAGGAGGCUUAUGAAGCUGGAAAUACAAGCACUGACAGAUGUUGCAAGUUAGACCAACAGAGCAAAAAUACUGUCUCCAAAGGCAGCCACUGUUUGUGUACAUCAUUUUAUGGCUACAAUUCAUGCAUGAGUCAUUACUCCCAAAACCUAAUACUGUUCAGCAGAAGCUCUUAAGUUUGGAGUUCAGCCAGUGUCUGUCUCAACACCAUCGUGCAUUUUUAUGUGUGAAGAAGUACGACAAUGAAGAAAUAGAUGGAUCAUUAACAAGUUAAUGUAUGAGUCAGAGUUUAAGCAAAAAGUGUCCCAGAAAGUUGGGUACUGUUUGUGCACAACCUGUAAUCAUCUCAAUCUAUGUGUAAGUCAUUUUGAAAACAUUGCACAUAUGACAAACUGUGAACAGAUGUCUUACUCAGGGUAAAAUUUUUCAGGAAGUUUACUGUAACUUAUUUAUUUUAUUUUUGAUCAUUAUUCUAGGAUUUGCUUAAUUCCUUUGUAUCCCCUUUCUCUGUUUAUCCUAUUCGGUAAAAUUGUGAUUGUGACUUUUAAUAUUGGGUUAUACAGUGAUUGUUUUUUUUGUUUUUUAAUUAAAAGGUACUGGUACUUGAGAGGGCCAAAGCUCUGUUACAUAAAUGAGGGCACCCAAUGAAGUUUCUAAUGAAUGUACUGUCAUGUAAUUCUGUUACCAUUACUAAUACCUAACUCUAGUGCAAAAUUGGUGCAGGAAGAUGCUAAAACAACUGCCAUUUCAUUGUUUUCAGCCCAGGUCUGUUUCAGCUCCAGCUGUUUCAGUUUCAGCUGAACAGCAACAUUGUGAAUUUACAGAGAAAGCAAAAAGUAUAACUGAUGAGUGCCUUACUUUAAGAACUAUAUUGUCAUUGUUGAUUCUCUACUGUAAAUUCCACACCAUAAUU